UGUGUGAUGGAACCCCUGAGGAGAGUGUGUGUGGUGGGCUCUGGAAACUGGGGUUCUGCGAUUGCUAAGAUCGUGGGACUGAACGCAGGACGAAACCCCAGAUUCGACCCUACAGUCACACUCUGGGUUUAUGAAGAGACGAUCAGUGGGCGCAAACUCACAGACAUCAUCAACACAGAGCACGAGAACGUCAAGUACCUGCCGGGACACAAACUACCCCAGAACGUGGUAGCGGUGGCGGAUCUGGCGGAGGCCGUUAGCGGUGCGGACGUUCUGCUGUUCGUGAUCCCGCAUCAGUUCAUCAGCAGGGUGUGUGACGCCAUGAGGGGGAGGAUCAAACCCGACGCUGUGGGGCUGUCGCUCAUCAAGGGGGUGGACGAGGGUCCUGAGGGACUGAAGUUGAUCUCACAGGUGAUUCGGGAGAAGCUGGGCAUCAGUGUGAGCGUGCUGAUGGGCGCCAACAUCGCCAACGAGGUGGCAGAGGAAAAAUUCUGCGAAACCACCAUUGGCUGUAAAGAUAAAGUCCACGGAACACUACUGAAGGAACUUAUGCAGACGGAUCGCUUCCGGGUCACCGUGGUCGAGGAGGCGGACGUGGUGGAGAUCUGCGGGGCGCUAAAGAACAUCGUGGCGGUCGGUGCAGGCUUCUGCGAUGGUCUGAACUUCGGUGACAACACCAAGGCGGCGGUGAUCAGACUCGGCCUGAUGGAGAUGAUCUCCUUCGCUCGGGUCUUCUGCUCCGCCGGGCCGGUCUCCUCGUCCACCUUCCUGCAGAGCUGCGGUGUCGCCGAUCUCAUCACCACGUGCUACGCAGGACGGAACCGUAAAGUCGCCGAAGCGUUCGCCAAAACUGGGAAGACAUUAGCGGAGCUGGAGAAGGAACUGUUAAACGGUCAGAAGCUGCAGGGUCCGGCCACCUCCUCCGAGGUCCAUCUCAUCCUCAAAAACAAAAACCUGCUGGACAAAUUUCCUUUAUUCACUGCGGUGUACGAGAUCUGCUACGAGGGCCGACCGGUUCAUCAGUUCAUCAGCUGCUUACAGAAUCAUCCAGCUCAUCUCUGAGAACCAUUAAAGGACUGUGUGUGUGAGUGUGUGUGUGUGUGUGUGUGUACAAGGGAUCUUCAGAAAGUUUCCUCACUUGUAUAUUGUGGUUAUGCUCGGUGAGGGUGGAGGAGAAAUCGCUCGUGUCUGAGAGACGCUUAUAGUCCUGAUUUAGCUCCAUCUGAUCUCCACCUUUUUGGAGGCUGAAAGAAGCUUUAAGGGGAAGAAGAUUUAUGUGAUGAUGAUGUGAAAGCUGCGGAAAUAUAAAAGUAAAGAUCCCUCGCAGAUAAAAAAUACUAUUAGUAGUUACAGUAUAUUUAAAUUUUCCAGGAUUCUGAUUAAAAACAAUAAAUAUUUAAAUUUAUAA
Trichomycterus rosablanca is the source of this 1408-nucleotide messenger RNA. RefSeq names its product glycerol-3-phosphate dehydrogenase 1a (gene gpd1a). Gene Ontology annotation, cellular component: cytosol; glycerol-3-phosphate dehydrogenase (FAD) complex. Gene Ontology annotation, molecular function: NAD binding; glycerol-3-phosphate dehydrogenase [NAD(P)+] activity; protein homodimerization activity. NCBI's taxonomy places the organism in Eukaryota, Metazoa, Chordata, Actinopteri, Siluriformes, Trichomycteridae. The coding region runs from base 7 to 1062 and encodes 351 amino acids. The record is from RefSeq and is a predicted model, not a curated record. The transcript has 8 exons. Gene Ontology annotation, biological process: glycerol-3-phosphate catabolic process; carbohydrate metabolic process.